AUGAAGCUCACAGUGGAUGGUCUGCUGGUAUAUUUUCCAUAUGAUUACAUAUAUCCCGAGCAAUAUGCUUAUAUGCUGGAAUUAAAACGUGCUCUUGAUGCCAAGGGUCAUGGAUUACUUGAAAUGCCAUCUGGAACUGGAAAAACUAUUUCCCUGUUAUCAUUAAUAGUAGCGUAUUUAAUUCAAAAUCCUCAUCACAUAAGAAAGCUUAUUUACUGUUCUCGUACAGUCCCAGAAAUUGAAAAGGUUAUGGAGGAGUUGAAGAAUCUAAUUAAAUAUUAUGAGAAGAAUCUUGGUGAAAAGCCCAAUAUAACCGGAGUUGUGCUCAGUUCAAGAAAGAACUUGUGUAUACACCCAGAAGUAUCUAGGGAAAGGGAGGGAAAAUUGGUGGAUGGUAAAUGUCAUUCCCUGACUGCAAGCUUUAUACGUGAGCAGCAUGAUGGUGACAGCUCAGUGCCAAUAUGUCAGUUCUAUGAAGGCUUUAAUCGGGAGGGCAGGGAAUCGAUGUUGCCAUAUGGUGUGUACACUAUAGAUGACCUCAAGCAGUAUGGAGCCGACAGAAAUUGGUGCCCGUACUUUUUGUCCAGGUUUGCUAUAAUCCACGCCGAGAUUGUCGUGUACUCUUACCACUAUCUACUGGACCCGAAGAUAGCGGAGGUGGUCUCGAAGGAACUUCAAAAGGAGGCGGUGGUGGUGUUCGACGAGGCCCACAACAUUGACAACGUGUGCGUGGAUUCUCUCAGCGUGCGUCUGACGAGACGGACCGUCGACCGAAGCGCCCAAGCCCUACAACAGCUGGAGAAGACCGUGGCCAAAAUAAGAGAGGAGGAUGCGGCAAGGUUGACUGCUGAGUACGAGCAGAUGGUGGAAGGGCUGAGGGAGGUGGCCGCUGCUAGAGAGACUGACACCAUACUUGGCAACCCCAUUCUACCCGACGAAGUACUAAAUGAGGUGGUUCCGGGUAACAUAAGGAAUGCUGAGCACUUCCUCGGGUUCCUGAAGCGGUUUAUAGAGUACCUGAAGACCAGGAUGCGGGUCCAGCAUGUGGUGCAGGAGUCCCCUGCCGGGUUCCUGAAGGAGCUGUCGGCGCGCGUGUGCAUCGAGCGCAAGCCGCUGCGCUUCUGCGCCGCGCGGCUGGGCUGGCUGGUGCGCACGCUGCGCGUGGCGGAGCCCUCCGCGCUGGCGCCGCUCACGCUGGUGGCGCACCUCGCCACGCUGCUCGCCUCCUACACCAAGGGCUUCGUGCUCAUCCUCGAGCCCUACGACGACCGCGCGCCCACCGUCUCCAACCCGGUGCUGCACUUCUCAUGCAUGGACUCAUCCAUAGCUAUGCGACCCGUGUUUGCCCGUUUCCAAUCCGUCAUCAUCACAUCCGGGACCUUGUCCCCGCUGGAUAUGUACCCGAAGAUCCUGGACUUCAACCCUGUCAUCGUGAGCUCCUUCACCAUGACCUUGGCGCGACCUUGUCUGCUGCCGAUGAUCGUGUCGAAGGGGAGCGACCAAGUGGCGAUAUCGUCCAAAUACGAGUCGAGGGAAGACGUCGCGGUUAUCAGGAACUACGGUCAACUCCUGGUCGAGAUAUCGGCCUGCGUCCCCGACGGUGUCGUCUGCUUCUUCACGUCGUACCUUUAUCUGGAGAGCGUCGUCGGCGCUUGGUACGACCAAGGUGUGGUUGCAAGCCUCCAGCGCCACAAGCUGCUUUUCAUAGAAACCCAGGACUCUGCAGAAACGAGCUUCGCUCUCAUCAACUACAUCAAGGCCUGCGAGAGCGGGCGCGGCGCGGUGCUGCUGUCGGUGGCGCGCGGCAAGGUGUCCGAGGGGGUGGACUUCGACCACCACCUGGGCAGGGCCGUGCUCAUGUUCGGCAUCCCCUACGUGUUCACGCAGAGCCGCAUCCUCAAGGCGCGCCUGGAGUACCUCAGGGACCAGUACCAGAUCCGCGAGAACGACUUUCUAACCUUCGACGCGAUGCGACACGCGGCGCAGUGCGUCGGCAGGGCGUUGCGCGGCAAGACCGACUACGGCAUCAUGAUCUUCGCGGACAAGCGCUUCAGCCGCGCCGACAAGCGCACGCGCCUGCCGCGCUGGAUCCAGGAGCACCUGCGCGACUCGCUCUGCAACCUCAGCACCGAGGAGGCCGUGCAGAUCUGCAAGCGCUGGCUCCGCCAGAUGGCGCAGCCGUUCACGCGCGAGGACCAGCUCGGCGUGUCCCUGCUGACUCUGCAGCAGCUGCAGUCGCAGGAGCAGCAGGAGAAGAUUGAGAAGCAGGUCAUCCAGAAG
Messenger RNA from Iphiclides podalirius (scarce swallowtail), 2280 nucleotides. The record is from the annotation of a GenBank genome assembly. Lineage: Eukaryota; Metazoa; Arthropoda; Insecta; Lepidoptera; Papilionidae.